Verruconis gallopava is the source of this 969-nucleotide messenger RNA. RefSeq lists its product as uncharacterized. Gene Ontology annotation, cellular component: membrane; mitochondrial envelope. The transcript has 5 exons. Gene Ontology annotation, biological process: mitochondrial electron transport, succinate to ubiquinone; tricarboxylic acid cycle. Lineage: Eukaryota; Fungi; Ascomycota; Dothideomycetes; Venturiales; Sympoventuriaceae. The coding region runs from base 99 to 674 and encodes 191 amino acids. Gene Ontology annotation, molecular function: heme binding; ubiquinone binding. The record is from RefSeq and is a predicted model, not a curated record.
AAGUAACAGAGUUAGCUUCGCCUACAUAGGACCGGCAAAGAGAACGACAACCACGCAUGGUCCUGCAACAUCACUCUCACAAACAACAGUGAGCUAUCAUGGCAUCGAUUGCGCGACAGUCCAUGCUGAAGCAGGCUUGGGCCUCUGCACCAAGCAAGCAAUUGACUUCGUUCCGGGCCGCAGCCUCUCUCGCCAGUGCCAAUGCCUGGAGACAGCCCGCUUCGUCAAUAAUUCUGCGAAACGCCGUCCCCGUCGCUGGCUUCCACGCCUCCGGUCGCAGGGCCAUCCUCCCCCCUCUUCCUCAGAGAGUGAACGGCUCAGUGAAUGACCCUGCGCCUGUUCCAGCGCCCCAUCCAUUCCAUGGCUCAUACCAUUGGACAUUUGAGAGACUUGUUUCUGCGGGACUCAUCCCGCUCACGCUCGCUCCCUUCAUCGGCGGCUCUCUCAACCCUCUGACCGACUCGAUACUCGGUGCUACCAUCCUCAUCCAUUCGUACAUCGGCUUCCAGGCCUGCAUCAUCGACUACUUCCCUUCGUACCGUGUCCCGAAGAUUCAGAAUGCACUUAUGUGGGUGUUGCGAGUUGCUACCGUGCUCACGGGCAUUGGCUUUUACGAGUUCGAGACAAAUGAUGUCGGCAUAACGCAGGCGAUUGCCCGCAUUUGGAAAGCCUGAGAAAACUGUGUAUAUCAUGAUCGGACGCACCUUUUCCUUCGUAGACGAUGUCGUGAACUCUUAGGAGGCGUGUGGCUGCUCUGUAUUAUCAAAAUGAAAUCGAAGCAUGCUUAUCUUCGGAUCAUCCUUCCUUUCGCUCAGUGCCUCGUCUGCAUUUCGUUUGACUCUGAAACAAUAUUACGACUGGAUUAUUACAUGCAUUGGCAUUAAGACUAGCUAGAAAUUCGCUGUUGAUGGCGAAUGCCAUCAGCGAAUAAGGCGCAGCGAGAUCACGCUAAUCACACCUUGAGAUAAU